This is a messenger RNA of Dufourea novaeangliae, 1865 nucleotides long. RefSeq names its product T-complex protein 1 subunit eta (gene CCT7). The coding region runs from base 65 to 1687 and encodes 540 amino acids. The record is from RefSeq and is a predicted model, not a curated record. The transcript is spliced from 6 exons. Gene Ontology annotation, molecular function: ATP hydrolysis activity; ATP binding; ATP-dependent protein folding chaperone. Gene Ontology annotation, cellular component: chaperonin-containing T-complex. Gene Ontology annotation, biological process: protein folding. Lineage: Eukaryota; Metazoa; Arthropoda; Insecta; Hymenoptera; Halictidae.
ACUGAACUCGUGCACAGUGACUGAUUUUGGAAAAAGCCGAAUAAUCGUAAACGAAAUCAUAAAAAUGCAACCUCAAAUAAUAUUGCUUAAAGAAGGGACAGAUGCAUCCCAAGGAAAGCAGCAGCUAAUAUCAAAUAUAAAUGCAUGUCAAGUGGUAGUGGAUGCUGUAAGGACUACUUUGGGUCCUCGUGGAAUGGACAAACUCAUUGUGGACCAAAAUGGAAAAGCUACUAUUUCGAAUGAUGGCGCAACUAUUUUAAAACUCUUGGAAGUUGUUCACCCUGCAGCAAAAACCCUGGUGGAUAUUGCUAAAUCUCAAGAUGCAGAAGUUGGUGAUGGUACCACAAGUACCGUCUUAUUAGCAGGAGAAUUUCUAAAGCAGAUGAAACCUUUCAUCGAGGAAGGAGUACAUCCACGUAUUAUGAUCAAAGCACUUCGUCUUGCACUUCAGGUAGCAAUUGAUAAAAUAAAUACAGUGAGUGAAAAGAUUGAUAAAUCCGAAAAGACAAGGCUAGUGGAGCUCUUAGAAGAAUGUGCAGCCACCUCUAUGAGUUCCAAAUUAAUUCAUCAACAAAAAGAAUUCUUCAGCCGUUUAGUAGUAAAAGCUGUUACGAUGCUGGACGAUAUGUUGCCUCUAAAUAUGAUUGGAAUUAAGAAGGUUUCUGGUGGAGCUUUAGAGGAUUCCGAAUUAGUUAAAGGCGUAGCUUUUAAGAAAACAUUCUCUUAUGCUGGAUUCGAAAUGCAACCCAAAAAAUAUAAGGACUGUAAAAUUGCUCUGUUAAAUAUAGAAUUAGAACUUAAAGCAGAGAGAGACAAUGCAGAAAUACGAGUGGAUAAUGUUAUAGAAUAUCAGAAGAUAGUUGAUGCAGAAUGGCAAAUUUUGUAUGACAAGUUAGACAAAAUUCACAAGAGUGGUGCUCAAGUUGUGUUAUCCAAAUUACCGAUUGGUGAUGUUGCUACACAAUACUUCGCAGAUAGAGAUAUGUUCUGUGCAGGCAGAGUUCCCGAAGAGGAUCUGAAAAGGACAAUGAAGGCCUGUGGUGGCAGUAUCUUGACAACAGUACAUGAUAUUAAAGAUUCAGAUUUGGGCAGGUGUGAGAUGUUUGAAGAAAAGCAAAUUGGCGGAGAAAGAUUCAAUGUGUUUUACGAAGGAUCACGUGCGAAAACAUGUACAUUUAUAUUACGUGGAGGAGCGGAACAGUUCUUAGAAGAAACCGAAAGAUCUUUACAUGACGCUAUAAUGGUUGUUAGACGUAUGUUUAAAACCAAUGCCUGCGUAGCAGGGGGAGGAGCCAUUGAGAUGGAACUAUCCAAAAUUUUAAGAGAUUAUUCUCGUGUCAUAGCAGGAAAAGAACAACUAUUGAUCGCGGCAAUAGCUCGUGCACUGGAAGUUAUACCAAGACAACUGUGUGAUAAUGCUGGUUUUGAUGCAACAAACAUUUUGAAUAAACUAAGACAGAAACAGCACCAUGGCAUGAAUACCUAUGGUGUUGAUAUCAACACUGAAGACAUUGAGGACAAUAUGUCAGCUUAUGUAUGGGAACCCGCUAUUGUAAAAGUUAACGCACUCACUGCUGCAACUGAAGCAGCUUGCCUUAUUCUAUCUGUUGAUGAGACUAUAAAGAAUCCUAAGAGCAGUCAAGAUGCACAACCUCAGAUGGGUCGUGGCAUGGGAAGACCAAUGUAAACGUUGCUUUGUUGCAUGAGCAGAAAUAAUAAGCUUGAAAUUUAAUAUUAAUAAUACGUGCACUGGAUGUAUUGAAACCAAGCGGUUUAUACUACAUAUUAUGAACUACUGUAAUACCCCAUACAAUUUUAUACUUCUUUCUUACGUUGUAAUGUAUUAUAAAAAAUAAUUUCGUCAA